Molecule: messenger RNA, 375 nt
Organism: Hymenoscyphus albidus
Lineage: Eukaryota; Fungi; Ascomycota; Leotiomycetes; Helotiales; Helotiaceae
Source: the annotation of a GenBank genome assembly
AUGCAAAUCGCUACUAUUCUUCUUACGACCAUGGGCUAUCUAGCUACGACAGCGGUAGCAACCAUCUUCACACAACAGGAUACAUGGCCUUAUCCAUCCAAUGGUGUUCUUGGAAAUGGUGGUGCUUGCGACCAGCCAGUCUACUGUGUAAGUACUACCUCCUCUAAAACUUCAAAUAUCACUCUACUACCCCAUCCAAGAUACAUCAACAGAAACACUGAUGAACAAUAUACAUAUAGGGUGCUACCAUUCAAACCGCGGAUUUCACAAACCCACAAGAGAAGUGUGAGAACUUUUAUGUCAAACCGGAUCCGAACGAGAAAAGGCCAGGGAAGAAGGAGUACAUAUAUAGUAAAUCCAAGAGCUCAGGUUUAA